Manihot esculenta (cassava) is the source of this 1224-nucleotide messenger RNA. RefSeq lists its product as uncharacterized. The record is from RefSeq and is a predicted model, not a curated record. NCBI's taxonomy places the organism in Eukaryota, Viridiplantae, Streptophyta, Magnoliopsida, Malpighiales, Euphorbiaceae. Gene Ontology annotation, molecular function: nucleic acid binding. The transcript is spliced from 6 exons. The coding region runs from base 214 to 897 and encodes 227 amino acids.
UAUAAUCCAAUACGAUUAUCCGGUUUGAUUCAAAACCCAAAACCGUGCACAUCGGUUGAAAUCGCAUUACGAGGAAAACGACGCCGCUUAGAUCUACCUGUAUAUCGAGCUCAGGAAUCUGUAGCACGCAAGCACCUGCGAAUCCCCAGCUAUCCAGUGGCCGCCAUCAGUUGCCCUCGAAGCUUUAAGAAACUCCAAUCCUCAAAACCCAAAAUGAGCUUAAUUAGGAACGCAAUCAGAUCGAAAUUCCCUGUCAGAGCUUUUAAGCUGAAUCAUGCCGAUGCUGUCGCAGUCUGCUACCGCCAACCGCCGAAACUUUUUUCCACCGAAGCCAAGCAACCACCAGCUUCAGAGGAUUCUUCAAUCGAUCCAUUUCUUCAAAAUACCGGCACAGGUAUGGUAUAUGCGAAGUUGUUUGGCAUCACAAGGCAGACAUUGAAGACUGACAUUAUCAAUUUGCUUGAGGGGUGUAAUUUGACCCUUGAUGAUAUUAAAGUCAACUACAACCGCAGUUUUGUGCCUGUUGGAAUGAUGUUACAAUUCCCUUCUCGUGUUGUAUUUGACAAUGCAUUCAAGGUGAUUGCAAAAAAAGGCCGCUUAUACCGAUUGGAGAAUGCUGACCGCUCUCAAUGGGAUAUUCUAAUGCCUCAUGAUGGAAAAACUCUUUUACUUGAAGGAAUCCCUCGAAAUGCACAACCAGAAGAUGUAGAACGUUUCCUGUCUGGUUGUGAAUAUGAUCCGUCCUCCAUCCAGCUUUCUCUAAGGCAAGGAUUUCCAGAUCCCAUUAGAAUUGCACGUGUACGUUGCAAUACAAGGACUCAGGCCAUGAAUGCAUUCAUCACAAAGAACCGAGGAUUCUGUCUCAAUAAUCAAGUCUCAGUGCGAGUUCUCCAAUAAAGCUUCUGUAGCCCCUUGUUAGCUUAUUUUGUUGGGGACUUUUAGUGUAUUGCUUUUGAUAGGUGGGACUAGAUUUAACCCAUGUCCUGAUAUAACAUGAAAUUUUGGUAUCUCAAAUUUUCAGAGAAUAUGUUAAAGAUUUAUUUUUCCUUAGACCAUGAACAAUUUUUGAUGUUUUAAUAGCUAGAAAAGGAUUAUAACAGCUAUUAAGCAUUAGAAACCACGAUUGUGGGGUGUUCUUGCUGUAAGCUGAUUUUGGGUCAUUUUUUGGUCAAUAAAGUGCUCAACAGGACCGGCAAGGCGCCUAAAGGGCUCUGAUUAUCUUUC